AACAAUGAUCGUUUCUAAUUAGAAACGAUACUGUUACAAUCGAAUAUUUUUAUGAGAAUCACUGUAAUCUGUUUAUGAGACGUAGUACCGCUUUAUCGCAUGCUGUACUGACACAGUUUACUGCGAUUUCGUCGUUUUUGACUCGGACAUUCACAUUUAUAUUACAUCUGAAUUUUCACAAAUAUCUUCUAACAACAUGAAUAUAUUUCCCCAAAUAUUUUUCCAUGGCACACAUGUAAAUAUCUAACAUGGAAAAGAUAACGCACUUGUGGAAUGUGAAUCAGUUUAUUACAAAAUUGAAUUGCCCUCAAAGCAUAAACUUACAAACAUAUUACAUACAAAAAUGUCGACGACUGAGCCAAGGAAUAGAAUUGCCAACGCAGAAUUUUGGUUCUUCGGUGAUGUGCCCUUAUUGUGGAUCACUUUGGAAUACAGUGGAUCAUAGCAUUAGGAUAUUAAGAGGCAAACCACUUUCUAAGUCCAUUAGAAAGAUUGUAUCUUCCAUGAACAACAACGACAAGAGUAUACCUAAAGUUCGUAGAAGUUUAGUACAGAAAUGUUUAAAAAAUAAGAUGAAUAGAUUACUGCUCAGAUGUUCGGUUUGUUCAAGCAAUACUAAGAUACCUUUUACUAAGCCACAAAGAGAAAAAACACAAAAAUCUAGGACAGAAAGUAUUCAGGUAUCGCAGAAACGUAAGAAGAGAAGGACAAAGGAUAAGACUGCCGGUUUAAACAUUUCUGGAAUUUUAAACGUAAAUGCAGAAAAGACUGUGGAAAAACCAAAAGAAACAACUACAAAGAAAAUAGGAGGCACUACAAACUUUAUUACACCAAUUCGGAAAAUAAAAAAAUUAAAUAUAAACAGAUUAAAAGCUGUUGUGACUCAAGGAGCAACACCUCCCAAAAGAAGAAGUCUGCACAAUUUCUUAACAGAACUCUGCUGACAAUCGGUUUAUU
This is a messenger RNA of Dufourea novaeangliae, 957 nucleotides long. RefSeq lists its product as uncharacterized. The coding region runs from base 249 to 944 and encodes 231 amino acids. The record is from RefSeq and is a predicted model, not a curated record. Lineage: Eukaryota; Metazoa; Arthropoda; Insecta; Hymenoptera; Halictidae. The transcript has 3 exons.